Molecule: messenger RNA, 2098 nt
Organism: Papilio machaon (common yellow swallowtail)
Lineage: Eukaryota; Metazoa; Arthropoda; Insecta; Lepidoptera; Papilionidae
Product: peroxidase-like
Exons: 12
Coding region: 73-2019 (648 amino acids)
Biological process (GO): response to oxidative stress
Molecular function (GO): heme binding; peroxidase activity
Source: RefSeq, a predicted model, not a curated record
CAAAACCAGCGACAUUCAUGUUUGAGUUCUUUAAGUGUCCACACUGUUUUCUCCGAUGCAGUAGUGUUUCCAAUGCAUUUCUUUGAUACAAUGUAUUUAUUAUUAGUUCAGUUCGCGUUGCUAUUUGUUUGUGUGAAUUCAACUUUUUUAGUUUACGAUUCAUACACCGGGACACCAAUAACACAGGAAGAACUCAAACGUCAUGACAAGAGAAAUACUACGUUUUGGUGCACCAGUCAGUUUUUCUCCUGCAACCCUCAUGAAGGCAGACGUCCGGACGGAUCGUGCAACAAUUUGCGCUACCCCACCAGGGGAAUGAGUCACACACCACCUGUUAGAUUACUGCCCCCUGUUUUUGAUAAAAAUUACAAUCCUAGGCUUUCCAAAUCUGGGGGGAACUUACCCCUUGCGAGAUUUUUGAGGAAAAGACUCUUAAUGGAGGGACAAGUGCCUGAUCAAAAGUUCACUCAACUAACAGCGCAUUUUAUGUUGCUGCUUAACGGAGAUAUUUUGUCGUUCCACGAUACCGUCAAGUACAUUCUAUGGAAACCUCACUGUUGUAGUGAGAAAGGUAAAACAGACUACGCUUGCGUGCCCAACAAAAUACCAGACAACGACCCGGUCCAUCGCUUCUCUGAUAUCAGAUGUCUAAACAUGACCAGACCAGAGAGUUUUCAAUCCGUUGGUUGUGUCAAUAACGACACUAAUCCCGAAAGAAUUUUAAGUUCAACCCCAGCUUUCGACGUUUCUAUCCUAUAUGGUAAUACAAUGCAAAAGCUAUUAACGAAAGGGAGAAAAUUUGAGGGUGGCUUGUUGAAGUACGAAGUGGAGAAUGGAAAAAUAUGGCCUCCGAGUGUGAAGGGGCCUGUGAACCUCUGCUUGCUGAACCAAAAACCUUACGAAACACGCUGUCAUGAUACACCGGAAGAGGGUGUGAACAGCGUAGCAGGCGUAAAUCUGUCUUUGAUUUGGUUCUGGAGGCUGCACAACCACAUUGCUACGGCAUUGGGUCGGAUUAACCCCUGCUGGGAUGACGACCGACUGUUCUACACUGCGCGAGAUAUUGUUAUUGCUUUACAGAUGCAGAUUUUCUUGUAUGAACUAUUGCCUGCAUUUGUUGGUAAAGAAAACUUAAUAAAGGCAGGAGUUAUUUCUUCUCACUCGGGACAUCGGGAUUCGUAUAAUGAAAGUUUAGUUCCACAAAUCUCCAUCGAGUAUAUGACAGUACUGCGCUGGUUCCACACCAUACAAUCUGGAACUGUGAAAAUGUAUGAUUCUCAAGGUUUCUACUUAAAGCAGAUACCCAUAGCCAAUCUGACUCUCAGGACUGGUUUCUACGCCAUCGACAAUAACAUAGAUUAUAUAACGCAGGGCGCCUUCAGACAAGCUUCUGGGAAAUUCGAUCACGCCAUUGAUCCAGAAUUGGGUGAGAGUGUUCUAGGUCCUCAUCAGAAGGCUUCGGAUACAUUAACUAAUGAUUUAGCGAAAAACCGAUACUUCGGACUGCAGCCGUAUGUUAAAUAUUUAGAGCUUUGCAGAAGGCGAGCUUUUAAAAAAUUUGAAGAUUUACUACAUGUUAUGGAUCCUGAAAGAGUAGAAAUGCUUCAAGAAGCAUACGAACAUCUGGAGGACGUAGAUUUUCAAGCGGGACUUUGGCUGGAGAACUUCAUAGAAGGAGGCCACGUUCCAGUUACUUUUUAUUGCAUUGUGGUGGAGCAGAUGUUGCGAUCAAUGGCGUCUGAUAGACAUUGGUACGAGAGACCAAACAGGCCUAAUGCGUUUACAUUGCCACAACUUAAAGAAAUUCGCAAAAUAAGUAUAGCACGGGUACUGUGCGACGUCGGCGACAGCGUGACGCGCAUCCAACGACACGCCUUCCUCAGAAUCUCACCCACUAAUCCUCUUUGCGGCUGCAAUGAAAUCGAGGGCAUUGACUUUUGGGCCUGGGAAGACAACACUUGCAGCAACGACGGUUCUUACCAUGGUCCGGAUUACAAAGUUAAAACACAACAAAUUUGAAUCUUUAAUUCGUAAUAAAUGAUACGGUUUAAGCUAUGAUAUGUCGUGAAUAAUUUUACCUAUAGACUUUGGAAUUCGC